AUGCAUGGAAGUAAAGGUAUUGGAUACAUUGCUGCCAGAGAAAUAGCUCGUAUGGGAGGUCAUGUUAUUAUUGCUUGUAGAAAUAUGGGUAAAGCCGAUGAAUUGAUUUUAGAGACGAUAAAUACAUGCAAGUCAAAAAUAGAAAAGUCAAAUACAUAUACUAUGCAGGGUGCAAUGAGGGAAAUUUUGCCAGGUUUUGCCAAAAAGGCUGUUGAUGGUGGUGCUACAACUAUAAAAGCUGCAGUAGACCCAAAUUUACAAAGUCAAUCAGCUAUUUAUCUUGAUGUAUGUAAAAUUAAAUCUCCAUCAAGUCUAUCCAGGGUACACACUACUAAAAAUAAAAUUUAA
Lottia gigantea (owl limpet) is the source of this 348-nucleotide messenger RNA. RefSeq lists its product as hypothetical. The transcript is spliced from 5 exons. NCBI's taxonomy places the organism in Eukaryota, Metazoa, Mollusca, Gastropoda, Lottiidae. Bases 1 to 348 code for a protein of 115 amino acids. The record is from RefSeq and is a predicted model, not a curated record.